Messenger RNA from Colletotrichum destructivum, 1849 nucleotides. RefSeq names its product Putative glycoside hydrolase, family 5, glycoside hydrolase superfamily. The coding region runs from base 508 to 1527 and encodes 339 amino acids. Gene Ontology annotation, molecular function: hydrolase activity, hydrolyzing O-glycosyl compounds. The record is from RefSeq and is a predicted model, not a curated record. Lineage: Eukaryota; Fungi; Ascomycota; Sordariomycetes; Glomerellales; Glomerellaceae. The transcript is spliced from 5 exons. Gene Ontology annotation, biological process: glucan catabolic process.
CCCGAGGUCGUCCUUGUGCCUUGCCGGGACUACCCCACACGGCACAUCAUCCAUGCCAAGCAAGCUUAGCUAGUGAGCCUCGACCUCUUCUGAGGGCUUGACGACCUCCAACCAGAUCAAACAUCCACGUCGGACCGGGUCCCCUCGUUGAUUGCGUUCCCUCUUUUCCCACAAAUCGUGUGUUGUUUUGCCUUGAUAGAUGGGACGGAGCAUGGUAGUCCGUCAUGAUGGCGGCCCUCCUCCCCCCCUCUCUUGAAGAGUCCCUAGGAUUCCCGCCCUCCAGAAAGUUCACGUCCCAAGUCUGAACCACCCCCCUCUCCAACACAACCCCCUGAACUGUAAACGAGACGAAAAGAGGAGGGGGUAGGUUCAUGAAGAAUAUAAAGUCUGCCAUGCCUUGGCGCAACUCUGAGGUCGGUCUUGGCUUCCCUUGGGACUACAUCCGACCUUUACCUUCUUUUCACAGUCUAACCCUUUCCGUUCCUUUCUUUUAUUCUUUGAAACAUUAUGAAGUUCUCCAACGUUGCUCUGGGAGCCGCGUCCGUCGCGUCGGUCCUGGCGGCCCCCAUCGACGGCGCCAAGGAGAAGCGCGCCGGCAAGUUUGAGUUCCUGGGCGUCAACGAGAGCGGCGGCGAGUUUGGCCAAACCACGCUGCCCGGCCAGCUGGGCAAGGAGUACACAUGGCCCAACAAGACUGCCAUCGAUACCUUGAGAUCCCAGGGCCUCAACACCUUCCGUAUCGGAACGAUGAUGGAGCGCAUCAUCCCUGACAAGCUGACCGGCACAAUCAACGAGACGUACUUCUCUGGUCUUGAGGAUCUCGUCAAAGAUGUUACGUCCAAGGGCUCCUACGCCGUCAUCGACCCGCACAACUACGGGCGGUACUACGGCAACAUCAUCACCAGCUCGGCCGACUUUGGCGCCUGGUGGAAGACGGUGGCCGCCCGUUUCAAGGAUAACGAGAAGGUCAUCUUCGACACAAACAACGAGUAUCACGACAUGGAGAACUCGCUUGUCAAGGACCUGAACCAGGCAGCCAUCGACAAUAUCCGGGCUGCGGGCGCCACGAAGCAGAAGAUCUGGAUCGAGGGCAACUCUUACUCGGGAGCCUGGCACUGGAUCGAGAGCGGCUCCGGCGACGCGCUCAAGGAUCUCACGGACCCCGCGGAUGCCACUGGCAAGCUCCUCUACUACGAGAUGCACCAGUACCUCGACACGGACGGAUCCGGCACCAACGAGGCGUGCGUCAGCAGCACGAUCGGGGCGGAGCGCCUCGCGGUAGCGACCAAGUGGCUCAAGGACAACAACAAGCAGGGCGUGCUCGGGGAGAUCGGGGCGGGCGCCAACGAGCAGUGCCAGACGGCCGUUAAAGGCGCCCUCCAGCACCUCGCCGACAACUCGGAGCAGUGGAAGGGAGCGCUUUGGUGGGCGGCGGGACCUUGGUGGGCGGAUUACAUGUACAGCAUGGAGCCUACGACUGGAAAGGCGUACACGGCAUACCUCCCGACGCUUAAGACGUUUGCUUGAGGGUUAUCGCGAAGUUCGGUGAAGCUCGGUCAGCGGUACGUAUUGUGGGCGGGGCGCAACCCCCCGGUGGGCGGAGGCAAGACCACGUGAUGCCGUUCAGGUUGUUGGUCCCAGGAUUUUGGAGCAGCUGUCAACUCAUUCGGUUGAGCUCGUUUGUGGCUGAGGAAACCAUUCUACAAUGUAAAUGUUGUCGUGGGGCGUAUCUGGCCCCAAGAGUACAUAUCUGGAAUAUGACAAGUGUAGUCAGUUGUCGUUGAUGCCGGUCCAUGGUUGAACACCCCUGUUUGAGUUGAUAUGGGAGUUGUCAGAUGAGGCAGCCAUG